This is a messenger RNA of Pieris macdunnoughi, 819 nucleotides long. NCBI's taxonomy places the organism in Eukaryota, Metazoa, Arthropoda, Insecta, Lepidoptera, Pieridae. The record is from the annotation of a GenBank genome assembly.
AUGAUACCAACUCGUGCUGGAAAAAAAUUGUUAAUGGUGAAUGGAUACACAUAUGCCGAAACGUAUAAAUACGCUUAUUAUUGUUCAAAGAGGCACGCUGGAUGCAAAGCGCGAGUGAAGCUUACGAAAAGUGACUAUUUGGACUUCAAGCUGAUACCAACUCCGACUGGAAAACAUAUGAUUAUGGUUAAUGAAUACACCUUCAAUAGGUUUAGUAGAUACGUGUACUACUGCUCAAAAAGACACUCUAAUUGCAAGGUGCGGUUGAGGCUCACGAAAGAUAUGAAAGUUUCGGCGACUAAGUCUAUAAUAGGCACACAUACCCACCCACCCCCUGAGUAUAUGUUGACUCCGUCGGGGCAAUUGGUAAAGCAUUCUAAUGGUGCUGCUGAACGAAUCAGGCAGAGCUCUGGGGUAGACCAUAGAGUGGCUGAUGGUUCGGGGCUGGGGACUCACUUCCGAGCAGCCUGGAACCGCAGGUCAUGGUUUGGCGAACAAUCUUAUCCCGAGGAUCAAUCUUAUUGGGUUGUGGUGCUUAUAUGGGGGGCGGUAUUUUCUAUAACAAAACGUGGAGCUGAAAUGAUCUCUUAUCAAGGUUAUAAAUUUCUAAGACAACGUAAACAGGGUUACAAGACUAGAUGGCUUUGUGGGACACACAACAAUAAAGGCUGCAGAGCAAAUAUCUAUACACUUGGAAGAACUAUUAUAAAGGGCAUUAAUAUACACAACCACUCCCCUUUGAACAUACCAGAAGAGGAUACAGACGCAGCAUCAGAUAUGAAUCGAAAGUUGUGGAAGAUCUGUGAUACGAACCUCUGA